Messenger RNA from Pomacea canaliculata, 1089 nucleotides. RefSeq lists its product as uncharacterized. The transcript has 6 exons. The record is from RefSeq and is a predicted model, not a curated record. NCBI's taxonomy places the organism in Eukaryota, Metazoa, Mollusca, Gastropoda, Architaenioglossa, Ampullariidae. Bases 328 to 1071 code for a protein of 247 amino acids.
UUGGCAAUGACAGUGCCCAUACCCAGGCCGGCAACACAUCCGCAGACUGUUAUAAACCAGAUAGCCUGCACACCAGGAUGGAGCGUGCAUGCAGCUUGAUGUAUUUCCUUGCAGCAGCAGCGAUCCUCUUAACAAAUGUUGUACUUGGUAUUAGUCAGUGCGGUAUCCAGUUCGUUGAAUUUGAAAUUCUGAUGGUGUGCAAUCAAAGCAGGUCACUCAAAAGAAAAAGAACGUUGUGCUGCUGAUGGUGAGGGAUUAAUUGUUGGUGAACUGAUCUCAAGUUCUUUUAGUAAUGCACCAGCAUGUGAAUUCAUCAACACUGAUGCCAUGAACAUGACAUGCUUGCGAAGCAAUUCUGGGAGAGAAAGGGAAUAUGAUGAAGUGUUUGCACAGAUUCUGGAUGCUGUCAGUGGAAAACAUGAAAUUGCACAUCUGCCUAGAGUGAAUCCUCUUCCUAUGGAAAAAGAUCGUGUGACACCUUUCAUUGCAUUCAAAAAAUCCUGCAAACCAGUUGAUCCAGAUCAUGGUGAAGGAGCUCAUACUGUCAUAGACAUUUGCACAAACCGAACCAUAACCUUCGCACGUGUGUAUCUGAUGCUAAAUAGUGAGAAACAUGUGGAUGUCCUGACAGAACCCUCUGUUAUGUGUCACUGCACACUGCAAGCAGAUUCUAGUAUCACACUCUAUGCCCUUGAUGUGCGACUACAGAACAGCAGCAACAACCAGUGUGGUGCUUCCUCUCUUGAGUUCAAAUCUGAAGAGAAGUCUGUAGAACUAAAGUGCCAAGACAGACCCUUGUUUGGACUGGAAACACUGUUUGAGGGCAAAGAGAUCAAUUUGACUCUGCAUACAGAUUAUGCUCCCAAGAUGGUGUGGAUAGACGGAAAGGCAGACAGCGGAAAAUCGACACUGAACACAAUCAUGGUCUCUUGUAGAACUGAGCUAGAAGUAAAGAAAAUUGAUGAAAAGCCAGGUGAAAACAACAAUGAAGAAAAUGCGUCGGUAAGUAUGAGAGAAAAUCUACUCCAUCCCCACUUUUGUUUGCAUGGUAUUAAUACACGUAAAAGGUAAUUGUUCAAGUUUGUAGAC